UAUGCACGCGGACAGCUGUUGAAAAAGAAAGUUAACACCACAGACAUCUCAAGAAUCAACACAGCUGGCGAGGUAGACCUGGUUGUCUUCGACAAGACAGGCACCCUGACUGAGCUGGGCGUGGACAUCCUCUGCUUCGACACCAUCAAAAGGUCAUUCGAGAAAAUCGAGGACAUCGACACAGUUGCAAGAAUGGCCCUCAGCACCUGCCAUUAUGUCGUAGAGCUCGACAACCAGUACUCCGGUGACAUACUCGACAUGAAGAUGUUUCUGUUUUCACAAUCGAAGAUCUUCAAUAGGGGCAAUAGAAGAUUCGUAGAGAUGGAAGUGGUGAACAAGUAUCAUGCAGUGUGCAAGGAGUAUGGCGGCAAGGAGGACGAGUGCACUGUGUUUUUCAAUGCAGAGACCAGCUCAUCGUCUACGAGUGUGGAGCAGUGUCCAGAAGACACACUUGAGAUUCUCAGGAUCUAUGACUUUGAUCUGUACCUAAAGCGGAUCAGUGUGGUGGUGAAGAACAACGAGGGCAGGGUGUUUGUAUUCAGCAAGGGGGCGCCCGACUCUAUGAGAAGCACUCUGAGGAGUGUGCCAGACAGCUAUGUGGAGAAGGUCAGGGACUAUGGGCUUGAGGGAUACAGGGUUCUGACAGUGGCAUACAGGGAGGCUACAGAGCAUGGAAGUCGGGAGACAGACGAGAGCGGCCUGGAGUUUCUGGGGUUUUUGGUGUUUGCAAAUAAGCUGAAGGAGGAGACGGAGAAGGUGAUUGGGGAGCUGAGGGAGGCUGAGCUUCGUCCCAAGAUGUGCACGGGGGACAACAUUCUGACGGCGAUCAGUGUGGCCAAGGAGUGUGGGAUGAUUGACAAGACCACGCCGGUGCUAUUUCCGGUGCUGGAGGAGGGAUGCAAAUCGGUGCACGAUGUUGAAUGGUUUUGUGUGGCAGAUGAAGACUA
Molecule: messenger RNA, 947 nt
Organism: Vittaforma corneae ATCC 50505
Lineage: Eukaryota; Fungi; Microsporidia; Nosematidae
Product: HAD ATPase, P-type, family IC
Exons: 1
Cellular component (GO): membrane
Molecular function (GO): ATP hydrolysis activity; ATP binding; P-type transmembrane transporter activity
Source: RefSeq, a predicted model, not a curated record